GCAUUUGUGUUUUCCUAGACAAAAAUGUCUGGAAUUUUGGAAGAUAAAGACGAAAACGAAGUGUUUGUACCCUCAGCAGUCCUAGACGAAGCUUUGGAAGCUAUCAAUAAGGUGGUGCCAGCAAAAUCCAAGCAUUCAUAUGAAAAAGAGUAUACGAAUUUUUGUGAAUGGAGGAAACGAAAGCAUGCAAAAGGAGUAGAUGAAAGAAUAAUUUUGGCUUAUAUUUCGGAACGGUCAAAAAAUGCUAAAUCUUCAUCACUAUGGUCGUAUUAUUCCCAACUGAAGAAGAUGUUAUCUGUGAAGGAAAAUAUUGAUAUAAGCAGAUUUCAUCAAGUGUCAGCUUUCCUAAAACAACAGUCUGUAGGGCACAGACCAAAGAAAUCCAAAGUGUUCACGCUCGAAGAAAUGGAAAGGUUUUUAGAUAAUGCUUCUGAUGAUGAAUAUUUACUGCAAAAAGUAAUUUUUGUCGUGGGAGUUUUUGGAGGAUGUAGAAUGGGUGAAUUGGUGGCCAUGUCAGUUGAUGAUGUUGAAGACAGGGGUAGCGUACUUGUAGUCCAAAUUCCAGACACGAAGACUCAUAAACCCAGAACAUUUACCAUCAUCAAUGGAAGUAACUCUGUUCCUGCUAUUGACGUUUUUCGGAAGUACAGAAUAUUACGGCCUGAAAAGAUUUCACACAAACGGUUGUUCAUUAAUUACAAGAACAAAAAAGUGCACGGCCUCCAAAAUCCACAAGAAUACACCGGUCAUAGUUUUAGGCGUUCGAGUGCAACUCUACUAGCAGACUCUGGGGCAGAUUUAACAGUUGUAAAGAGACACGAACCACUGAGUACCCCCAAUAAUCCUUCCCUCCCGCCAAAAGCCCCACUGCCCAAGCCUAUCCCAAAGCAAAAAAAGAGCAGCGGAACCAUUGCGGCAGAGCAAAUGGUGGAAACAAGCCGCCUUCUUGAUGAGGGAAAUAAUGUUUUGCUGAACUUAAUUAGCGAAAUAAGAGAUUUCAAGGUGCAGUUAGUUGAAUGUUUUAAAAAGCGGACACUGGAAACUGAUGAUGAAAUCGACGGGAAGAGAAGAAAACGUGUCGGUGUCGGUAUCGUGGACACCGACACCGGUCUGAACUGA
Messenger RNA from Zophobas morio, 1119 nucleotides. RefSeq lists its product as uncharacterized. NCBI's taxonomy places the organism in Eukaryota, Metazoa, Arthropoda, Insecta, Coleoptera, Tenebrionidae. Gene Ontology annotation, molecular function: DNA binding; aspartic-type endopeptidase activity. The record is from RefSeq and is a predicted model, not a curated record. The transcript has 6 exons. Gene Ontology annotation, biological process: DNA recombination; proteolysis; DNA integration. Bases 25 to 1119 code for a protein of 364 amino acids.